Psilocybe cubensis is the source of this 1752-nucleotide messenger RNA. RefSeq lists its product as uncharacterized. NCBI's taxonomy places the organism in Eukaryota, Fungi, Basidiomycota, Agaricomycetes, Agaricales, Agrocybaceae. The record is from RefSeq and is a predicted model, not a curated record. The transcript has 9 exons. The coding region runs from base 1 to 1752 and encodes 583 amino acids.
AUGUCGCAUCCCAUCGCCUUUACACGUCCAGAGUAUGAUUGUCAAACGAUAGAUUCGUCUGGCAGUGCGCAAAACUGGACUUUAGUCAAGGAGCGACUACGUAUUUUAAAUUGCGGAAAGGACGCGCACGGAUACAGCGAAUUUUCUGGAUUUGGAUGUCCUCCUUUAACCCUUGGGAAGAGCGGCGACAUUUACCUUGAUCUUGACCCUGCAUCCAUCAAUUUGUAUGGCCGCUAUACAGACGAAUGGAAACUUUGGCCGGGACCUCAUUCCCGUGAUGACGUUUUGUUACAUCCAAUCUACCAAAAUCGUUGUCUAUGGUGCUCUGAGACGAUUGGGUGGCAAGCUCUCAACCGUGUACAACUUCAUCAGGAUAAGUCUCGACAGAUUGUCAUCGCCAAUUCUGCUACGUAUGAAGAACAUCAGAAAUAUGUAAAGAAAAGACAAAUUCUGGAAACUAAUGGUCCAAAUCCAAAAAGGUCCAAGACCACAAAGAGCCCAAAUCAAUCACAGGCCUCCUCGUCUUGCCAACGUAUACCAAAAAAUUCUAGGCCGACGACCAACUCUCCAUCCCGAUUUGUUUCAAGUGGCGGUCAACUCACCACCGCAUCUGUCCGAGUACACAUGGCAUUUGGUUCUCAAGUCAUUGCGAACACAUCUGCCGGGCUCCGAAGUCCUAUAGCGGAGGGAAACGGCAUGGGAACCGGAGAAGAACCUAGCAAUCUGGUUGCUGACUUUGAAAAACUAAAAGAUGUUGCAAACACUGCGGUGUAUGGGUUACAGAUCGCUCAGCAACAAAUUGAUCGUUUGAAACAAGAAAAUGAUUUUUUGAGAUCAACGCUGGCGCAACUUUCUCAAAAUGAUAGAAGUCGUGUUCAUCACACGCCCCGGGUGGAAUCGGCCCUGACUAGCUUGGAUCGCGGAACUGAACGUUUGACUGGACAAACACCGGAUGUGAACACCGAAGUUCCACCAAACGGGAUACCAGAUGAUGCAGACUUCCUUAGCGUUAACUCUUCAAGAAUAUCAGGGAAUUGGAUUCCAAAUGACAGCCUAGUCCAAAUGCAAACAUCAGGCGCCCAUGCUGUUGAAUCAGACCUAGACCAUCCACCAAGCUCGCUUCGAGUUGCCGAUUCCAUGCCUAUCGAUAUUGGCUGCACAGCUCAGUCUCAAGCUCUCGUCAACGACAAGGAAGCUGCGGAUCUACCAAUGCCUCCGAGUUCCGUGCACUCUCUGCAUAGUUAUCGAGUAGAGUCGGAAACGGAAGACGCACCUGCCGGUGCCGGUAUCGAAGCACCUUUGCAGCUGAAGCUGAAGCUUGAACAGGCACAUAUGUCCAUUCUCUAUGGACAAGUGGAUGAUUUUAUCGCUUGUAGACUUUGCAGAGCGCAAGGUAGCCCGAUUUUCGAAAUAAAAGCAGCCACACAAGACUCGAGGAAAGCUAUGGAACGACAUCUCAUUGAAGAGCAUCCGGUUGAAGUUGAGACGAUGUGUUGUCUGAAGUACGAUGAUCUCCAACAGCUAAAAGACGGCGACUACCGGAGAUAUACCUUGAGAACUAUUGGAAGAAAAACAGGACUGCGUAGCAAUCUCUCAGACGCACAGUUCUGUCAUCAUCCAACGCUCGCGAAUAACAAGGGCAUAUUCCCACUAAUCGCUACAUUCACUGAAAGGUUAGACAACUAUCGUAUGGGCGAAUAUGUACCGACCAAUUUGACAGCCGAUACCAACUUCAUGGAGCUUACUGCUUAG